ACCCUCAUACAUACAAUCCAAUGCUCUUAUGUACGCUCUUACAUCACCACCACCACUUUAAUGGUUCAUGAAAUUUCAUAAACUAUAAUGGGUUCUGUAUAUAAAAGAGAGAAUAAGCUAAGUAGAAACCAAAAAACAAAGCCCAUUUGCCUCCGUCGUCAGUAGCUAGCAGCCAUGGGUUCGCAAGCUUACCAUCCCCACUUCAUCCUGUUUCCCAUGAUGGCUCAAGGCCACAUUAUCCCUAUGAUUGAUAUUGCAAGGUUAUUAGCACAACGUGGUGUGAUAGUCACUAUAUUCACUACACCAAAAAACGCUUCCCGUUUUGAUUCAGUUCUUUUUCGUGCUCUUCGCUCUCGUCUUCCAAUUCGAAUAGUACGGCUCCAGUUUCCAUUCAAGGAAGCCGGACUACCUGAAGGGUGUGAGAAUUUGGACAUGAUAUCUUCUCUAGAUGAAGACAUGAUCUUCAAUUUCUUUGAUGCAAUCAAAAUGCUUCGGAAUCAAGCAGAAAAGCUCUUUGAAGAACUGACGCCUCAGCCAAGUUGCAUUAUCUCGGACAUGUGUAUUCCUUGGACAAUUCAGAUUGCUCAAAAACAUGGCAUUCCAAGAAUUGCUUUCCAUGGAUUCUCUUGCUUCUGCCUCCAUUGCUUGCACAAGAUCCAUACGUCCAAUGUUCUUGAGAGCAUAACAUCAGAAACGGAAGUCUUCACCGUGCCUGGCAUACCUCACCAUAUUGAGGUGAACAAAACUCAAAUACCAGUACUAAUGGAGGAUGAUAGAAUAAAGGAGUUUAGUGAACAUAUGAUUGAUGCUGAGACAAGGUCUUAUGGUGUAGUCAUAAACACUUUUGAAGAACUGGAGGGAGAAUAUGUCAGGGAUUACAAGAAGGAAAGAAAAGAUAAGGUGUGGUGUCUUGGGCCAGUCUCAUUAUGUAACAAAGACGAGUUGGAUAAGGCACAGAGAGGCAACAAAGCCUCCAUCAAUGAAAAGCUGUGCCUGAAGUGGCUUGAUUCCCAGCAACCUCGGUCUGUGGUGUAUGUCUGUCUUGGAAGCUUAUGCAACCUCAUUCCUUCACAGCUAGAAGAGCUUGCCUUGGCCCUGGAAGAUUCAAAAAAACCAUUUAUUUGGGCCAUUAGAGGAGGAGACAAGUUACAAGAGCUGGAAAGUUGGAUCAAGGAAGAUGGAUUUGAGGAAAGGAUCGAAGGAAGAGGCCUUUUAAUCAGAGGCUGGGCUCCACAAGUGCUGGUAUUAUCACACCCUGCAGUAGGAGGAUUCAUAACACAUUGUGGUUGGAAUUCAACGCUUGAAUGUAUAAGUGCAGGCGUGCCUAUGGUGACUUGGCCAUUAUUUGCAGACCAAUUUCUAAAUGAAAAGCUGGCUUGUCAAGUGCUGAAGGUUGGGGUGAGCGUUGGGGUGGAGGUUCCAAUGAAGUGGGGAGAGGAAGAGAAGAUCGGUGUGGUGGUGAAGAAGGAAGAUAUUAAGAAGGCGAUAUGCAUGGUGAUGGAUGAAGGAGAAGAAAGUGAAGAAAGAAGGAAAAAAGCUAAAGAAUUGAGUGAGAUGGCAAAGAAAGCAGUUGAAAAUGGCGGAUCUUCUCAUCGUAACAUAAGCCUGCUGAUAGAAGACAUCAUGCAACAGGCAUGUAAGGAGAAUAAGCUAGCUUGACAUUUGAACAUGUUAUUGCUUUCUUCUUUCUUUUACUGUAUGUUUGUCUAAUUAAUUCCAACGACGUGAUUAUGAAAAGAACAGAGGAGUAGAAUGAAAUGAAUUUGGUGGGAAUGAGACACACAGUCAUACAAGCACAACUCGUGAACAAUCCUUAAUGUCUAACAUCAACGUUCCAAAUUC
This is a messenger RNA of Neltuma alba, 1842 nucleotides long. Its product is annotated as UDP-glycosyltransferase 73C5-like. The coding region runs from base 175 to 1659 and encodes 494 amino acids. Gene Ontology annotation, molecular function: UDP-glucosyltransferase activity. The record is from RefSeq and is a predicted model, not a curated record. The transcript has a single exon. NCBI's taxonomy places the organism in Eukaryota, Viridiplantae, Streptophyta, Magnoliopsida, Fabales, Fabaceae.